Betta splendens (Siamese fighting fish) is the source of this 1677-nucleotide messenger RNA. RefSeq names its product fibrinogen like 1B (gene fgl1b). The transcript is spliced from 8 exons. Lineage: Eukaryota; Metazoa; Chordata; Actinopteri; Anabantiformes; Osphronemidae. The record is from RefSeq and is a predicted model, not a curated record. The coding region runs from base 479 to 1558 and encodes 359 amino acids.
UAGCGCAAUACCAAAGAGUAACACAAGUAGGAGCUAUUUUUUAUUUUUAUUUUUUAAUUGUUAUUAAAUACAUUUGUGUCUUAUAUUUAUAUUAAUAUCAGAUAAUUUGUCCUAUCUGCUGUUGUCCUAUCUGCAGUUUGUUAUCUGCUCACAAACCGAAAAGACAGAUUUUGUGGUAUGUAAGGAAUGAAGUUCUCUUAAUAUGUUCUGUCCAUGGGGCUGAACAGAACAGGUCUGGGAUCAGCUCCUCUUUCAGAACAAGCCAGCUAACUGGAGCUCAGCCUUUGGCAUAGUUGGUCAAGUCUGCGUCCUCUAAUAUGGACCAUGCAGAACUGGCCCAGCCCAUAAAUAAUGCUGACAGAUUUUAGAGAAGGGAAUGUUCGACCUGAAGAAAACAAAGCAUUGUGAAAUAAAGUUCGGCUGGUAGUACAGAGAUUUUUAAAGACUAGUGAACGGCUUGAUAGUUAUUGUACUUAUUAUGUCAGUCCAAUAUUUCAGUGGGAGACUUUUUGUCAUGCCAUUGUUGCUGUUGUUGACUCUACUGUGCCACAUAGCAACUUCUAUUGAGGUGUCAGACUUAGACUCAUGUGGAGCAGAGUUUGCCGCUGUCAAGCUCAACAUAAAAACCUUGAACAAGAAACUGCUGAUUGGGAGGUGGCAGGUUGAGCACUUGCAGAGGCACAAGUAUUUUCGUCCAUUUCGACCUGAUGUGUCUAAUAUUAAACCAGAAACAGACAAAGCUCUUGGUGUUAACCUCAACAGCAGUGACUCAUUAAGCACUGACAUGACUCUGGUGAAGCAUCUUCCACCAGCAGGAAGCUUAAUUGUCCAUGAUAAAGACUGCUCUGAGCUGUAUGACAGACUGAAGCCGCCAAGUGGUUUCUAUCGCAUCAGACCCAAAUUACACCAGGAUCCAGCUUUGGUGUAUUGUGACAUGGGGGAUGGAGGAGGAUGGACAGUGUUUCAGAGGCGUCGGCAUGGGAAAGUUGACUUCAACAGAGACUGGGUGGACUACAGAGAUGGCUUUGGGGACUUCAAACUGUGGAAUGAUGAGUUUUGGUUGGGGAAUGAAGUUAUUUAUUCUCUGCUCUCUGAAGGUAAGAAUCUGGUGAAGAUAGAUUUAAUGGACUGGGAUGGAAAAAAAAGUUAUGCAUUUUACGAGAACUUUCGAAUCACUAAUGAGGCAGAUAAAUAUCGUCUGCAGUAUGGACAGUACAGCGGGAAAGCUGGAGAUGCUCUGGCGGGUGGUUCAGGGACGGUGGAUCAGUGGUCUGCCUGCCUCAGCGGCAUGCAGUUCAGCACCAGAGACCAGGACAACGACCGAUUCCUUCAGGGCAGCUGUGCUCAGGAGAAUAAGGCAGGCUGGUGGUUCAACAGAUGCCAUGCAGCCAACCUGAAUGGAAAGUUCUACCGCUCUGGGAAGUACGAGGGCCAGAAUGACAACGGUGUGGUGUGGGGCACCUGGAAAGGCCUUUGGUACUCCCUUAGACACACGGCCAUGAAGGUGCGGCCACUGCUAAUGUUGGAUGACAUUGGUAGUGGUGCAGGGGCAUUUUAACUGUACUGACUGCAAGGUUUAAAUUCUAAAAAUAUUAUUUGAAAGUCUGUAAUGCAUUAAACAUUUUCUAUAAAGCGGAUAUUACUCAAACAAUAAAACAAGCAGCAUUCAAGAAAAAC